AUGUUCAGGGUAUUCAAAACAGGUAUCGAGGCAAGCUACUCGAUUGCCGCCACACCAUCCUUUAACGCGGAGCCGUGGUCGGUCUACUCGGCGAAACAGCGGUCGACAAAGAAGUUGGUGUCGGUGUUCAUGUUUGACAAGAAAAAGUUCGAAAACAUGUUGGUGAAGAACGGUGUGAUGAUGCAGAGGAACCGGGAGCUUUUAAACGAGAUCUACCAGAUUUUGCGCAACCAGGUGAACAACUUGGCAAAGUUUCGCCACCCGAACAUCCUCACGCUCAUCGAGCCGCUUGAGGAGCACAAGACGUCACUUUUAUUCGUCACGGAGUACCUUACCGAGUGCAUCAAUAACCGCAGUGUCCACAAGGACCUCGAGGAUAUUGUGAUCCAGAAGGGGUUGCUCCAAGUGAGUCAGGCGUUGGACUUCUUGCACAACACGGCUAGCGCCGUGCACUUGAACCUCGAGCCCAAUUCGGUCUUCAUCAAUGAAAACAGCGACUGGAAGUUGAGUGGGUUCGGCUUUUUGCAGCAGCAGACGGCGCUGGAGUACUUCAUCAACAACUACGACCCGCGGAUGCCGCGCUUCCUUAGCAUCGACUUGAACUUUGCGAGCCCCGAGUUGGUCAUGGACAAGCACAUGCGCGUGGAGAACGAUCUCUUCAGUUUGGGCUGCUUGAUCCACUUCUUGUACAACGACGGUGAAACGUUUCUCCACUGCGAGUCUCUCAGCCAGUACAAGCAGGAGUACGCAAAGUUCGAGACCCGUUUCCAGCAGAUGAGCGCGAAUCUGAACGCGCACAAACAGGUUUUCCGUAAGAUCCCCGCCUUGCUCAACACUAUCUACCCGCAGUUGGUUGCCAGACACCCGCACGACCGUAUUGCGAUCCGUGACUUUAUUGAUUCGGCCUACUUCAAUAACCCGUUAAUCAAGACGAUGAAGUUCUUGGAGGAGUUUCCCACCAAGUCGGAUGACGAAAAGACUGUUUUUUUGAAGGGCUUGAUCAAUUUGUUGGAGUCGUUUCCCACCAGCAUCCAGCAGCAGAAAAUGUUGCCGUUGAUGUUGGAGCUUUUGACCCAAAAGGCCGAGGUCUUGGUCGACUCAGCUCUCAAAAUCGUAUUUGCUAUUGGCGCCCAUAUGUCCCAGCUCACGUUUCAGGAUAAAGUCUUGGGCACCAUCAUCAAGGUGCUUGACUUGACCGAGGCCCAGGUGGUGGUUCUCGACAAAAUCGAUGUUUUGCAAACCAAAACAUCACCGAAGGAGUUCCAGAAGGUUAUGGUGCCGUUGCUCGAACAGACGUUGAAUGUUGCCGCCUCACCGGUCAUCCAGGAGCAGGCCUUGGAGAAGUUGUCCGUUUUCUUGGAAAACGCCGACUUUCCUACAAUCAAGAACAACAUUUUCCCCAAGGUGUGCACGAUUUUUUCGAAAACCACCACGUUAUCCAUCAAGAUUUCCACGAUCAACGCGUUUGGCUUGAUGAUUACGAAGAAGGCGAUUGAUAAGUUCAUGGUGGUGGAAAACCUCUUGCCGUUGCUCAAGAACACCAAAACCAGAGAGCCAAUGGUCUUACUUGCCAUGUUGCGGUUCUACAGCUCGUGUGUGGAGUUGCUCGACAUAGAGGCCAUUGUCACCGAGAUCAUCCCCAGACUCUGGGCCUUGAGCAUAAGCAACACCUUGUCCAGACAGCAAUUUGCCAUGUUUAUGGACAAGAUCAAGCAGAUCGAGCGCAAGGUGGAGGAACAGCAUAUGGGGUCGUUGUCCAGAGACACCAGUACUGUGCCAACCAGCGUCGGUGUUCCUAACGCCGACACAGGCUUGAACUUUGAUUCCUUGAUCAACAAGGAUAGCAUCGCCUCUCAUAAGCCCAGCGAACAGAUUAUCCAGCCUGUCAAAAAGCCCCAGGGUGCCCAACAGCCACUGAUGGCCCUCAAGCCGUCACCGCGGACCAAACCUACACCGUCGAUCCCU
Babjeviella inositovora NRRL Y-12698 is the source of this 1965-nucleotide messenger RNA. RefSeq lists its product as uncharacterized. The annotation marks the transcript as partial. Gene Ontology annotation, molecular function: ATP binding; protein kinase activity. The record is from RefSeq and is a predicted model, not a curated record. Lineage: Eukaryota; Fungi; Ascomycota; Pichiomycetes; Serinales. Gene Ontology annotation, biological process: protein phosphorylation. The transcript has 2 exons.